AUGUCGUCGGCUGUAGCAGAGCUGGAGAACUAUCUCCAAUCCAUGCUGGCUUUGAAGCCUCCCGGUGUCUCGGGCACCAAGAUUCAGGGCAUCACUGCACUGUGUACUGCCAAUGUCCAGAAUGAAUCUGUGCUGAUCCAAAAGAUCUACACGCAUUUCAAGAAGACCCCGGGCACCCACAAGCUGGGAGUCCUCUAUGUUGUAGACUCUGUAACCCGGCAAUGGGUAGAAGCAGCACGCAAAGCUGGCCAACCCUCUGGCAGUGAAGCCCCCGAUGGAACCUUUGCCGCGGGCGUCAAUCGAGUGACGGAGUUGCUGCCCGUGCUGAUGACCGACAUCAUAAACAACGCCCCCAAUGAUCAAAAGGAGAAAAUCAAGAAACUCAUCGACAUUUGGGAGCGUGGUGGCACCUUUCCCACACCCAUGCUAGCCUCAUUCCGAGACAAGCUGAAUGCCCCUCCACAGAAUGUGGAAUCCACUACGCCCGAGGGCUCUCCCGCCCCAGGGUUCAACCCACUCGGAGGCCCCCCUUCUCAGUUUCAGCUCCCUGCCAACGGAUCUGCAGCUGCCCCAGAUACCUCGAGUAUCCUGAAGGCUCUGGCUGAUAUGGCCAAGCAGAGCUCUGCGGCACCUGCUGCCCCGGCAGCUCCAGCUCCGGCUCCUGUCAACCCUCUGGCUGCCCUGGCUGGUGCAGUUCCCCCGCCGGUUUCCUCGGCCGACUCCUCCUUAGUUCCACCAGCUGCGAACCCUUUCGCCGCCGCUGGGAUGGGUGCCAAUCCUUAUGCUGCUUUGGCCGGUCUGGCCCAGAACCCAGCCAUGCCUGCUCAACCCCAGAGCCAGAACCACACUCCCAACCCCAUGGCUGCGGCUCCGAACCCACUGGCCGCCAUGAUGGGCCAGGCCAAUGCUGCUCCAACUAUGCCUGAUGGCAAUGCUCUAUCGCAACAGCUUCAGCUGCUGCAGUUCCUGUCGACCCAGGGUAUCCCUCAAGAUCAAUGGGCAACCGCACUCCAGCUCCUCAACAUGUCGAGCACCAUGGGCGGUGCCAACCCGGCUGCUUCGCUCCCUGGAUUCCCCAUGAUGCCUGGCCAGGCCCCUGCAGCUGCUGGCGGCUGGGGUCAACCCGAUACCCAGAACCGUGACGACCGUGACCGCGAUCGCGACCGUGACUAUCCUCGCUCCCCUGGAGGCUAUCGCCGCCGCUCUCGCUCUCCAGGCUGGGACCGCCGCCGCACGGCUUCCCCACCUCGCCGCCGCGACAGCCCCGUCUAUGGCGAAUACCACGGUGAUUCCCCUGGUCGCCGGGGUGAUCCUCGCGAUGCCCGUGGUGGCCGUCGGGGCCCCAGCGAAUAUCGCCAGCGCAGCCCACCCGGUGGUCGUCGCCGCCGCUCUCCUUCUCCCCAGCAGAAGGACCCGAACCUCCCUCCUCCCGGUCCCAAGCUCAUCGAGUGGGACUACUCCAUUGGCCAGGGUAAUAUCAAGGUGCUUAGCCGUACGUUGUUUGUGGGUGGCGUGACCUCCUCCGAGGCACACCUGCGCUCCCUCUUCGGUCGAUUCGGCAUGGUCCAGACCUGCAUUGUCAACGUUGACAAGCGCCACGCCUUCAUCAAGAUGAUCAGCCGUCCUGAUGCGGUCGCAGCUCGUGACGGCAUGGAGGCCUAUCGGCAAGCCGAGAUGCAGCUGCGCACCCGAUGGGGUGUUGGCUUCGGUCCCCGUGACUGCAGCGACUACCAAACCGGUAUCAGUGUGAUCCCCAUUGAGCGGCUGACUGAGGCUGAUCGCAAGUGGAUGCUGACCGCCGAGUACGGUGGUACUGGUGGACGACCCAUCGAGUCGGGCAUGGUGGUCGAAGAGCCCGACAUUGAGAUUGGUGCAGGCGUUUCCUCCAAGGCCAUCAGCCGACGCAUUGCAACCGACACUGGCGGCAAACGUGGACCUAUCUCCUCGCGUGGUGGCCAGGGUCCUGAUCAGCGCUUCGGUGGUGCUGGACGUGGCCGGUCCGACCGUGAUGGCUUCGGCGGUCCUCCCCAGGGCGCUCAGGGCCAGGAUCAGCACGAUAUGUCAGUUGCACCGAAUCCAGGCGUUCCUCCCGCUGUGCCAGCCUAUGGCUUCAACUUCCCCGGCAUGCCAGCUAUGCCCUUCCUCCCACCAGGUUAUAUGAUGGGCAAUGCGCAGCCACCCUCUACCCAGCCCCCACCUCCCGGACAGGGCAACUAA
Messenger RNA from Penicillium daleae, 2217 nucleotides. Its product is annotated as Nrd1 complex RNA-binding subunit. Lineage: Eukaryota; Fungi; Ascomycota; Eurotiomycetes; Eurotiales; Aspergillaceae. The record is from RefSeq and is a predicted model, not a curated record. The coding region runs from base 1 to 2217 and encodes 738 amino acids. The transcript is spliced from 4 exons. Gene Ontology annotation, molecular function: RNA binding. Gene Ontology annotation, cellular component: nucleus.